ACAAGAGAUUGAGUCCCAAAUCGGAGACCGAAUGCCAACACAUGAGGACAGGAAUCGAUGCCAUUAUGUCAUGGCUUUCAUCGCUGAGACACUGAGAUUCAGAAAUGUUGUUCCCACAGGAGUUGCGCAUAAAACACUUGUUAAUACCAAACUUGAUAAAUACACAAUACCUGAAAAUAUGUCAGUUAUGGUAUAUCAAGGAAUCAUAUGUCGUAAUGAAAAAGAUUGGCAAAAUGCCGAUGAAUUCACACCCGAGAGGUUUAUUGAUAGUGAAGGACAAUACAUAACAACCCGUCCCAAAGCAUUCAUACCCUUCGGUGUGGGCCGUCGUGUCUGUGCGGGAGAGAAGUUAGCCAUCGCUGACCUGUUCCUGGUUUUGGUCCGAUUUCUUCAGUCCACACAAGACUACGAUAUAGUGCUCGACAGUAACGAUGGCAUUCCUCUUAAGCUAAUACUUAUAUCGCAGACAAUGCCCGACGUAUGA
Messenger RNA from Medioppia subpectinata, 484 nucleotides. Lineage: Eukaryota; Metazoa; Arthropoda; Arachnida; Sarcoptiformes; Oppiidae. The record is from the annotation of a GenBank genome assembly.